This is a messenger RNA of Notolabrus celidotus (New Zealand spotty), 6909 nucleotides long. It is a transcript of the gene smarcc1a, whose product is annotated as SWI/SNF related, matrix associated, actin dependent regulator of chromatin, subfamily c, member 1a. NCBI's taxonomy places the organism in Eukaryota, Metazoa, Chordata, Actinopteri, Labriformes, Labridae. Gene Ontology annotation, cellular component: nBAF complex; SWI/SNF complex; npBAF complex. The transcript is spliced from 27 exons. Gene Ontology annotation, molecular function: nucleosomal DNA binding; histone binding. The record is from RefSeq and is a predicted model, not a curated record. Gene Ontology annotation, biological process: positive regulation of DNA-templated transcription. Bases 70 to 3534 code for a protein of 1154 amino acids.
AUCAUUCGAAAACUUGCAUGGUGAGCGACGCCGUGUAGGAGAAAGACAACGCAGCGGACUAAACACACAAUGGCGACGGCGGCGACAACGGCAGGCGGGACGGGAUCAGGCGGACCGGCUACCGGCCCGGUCGGCGGGAGCACCGCAGUGGGACGGAAAAAGGACGGAGGUCCUUCCACGAAGUUCUGGGAGAGUUCAGAGACCGUCUCGCAGCUCGAGACGGUGCGGCUCUGGAUCGGAAAGCACUACAAGAAGCACGUCCAGAACGACUCCCCCUCCAGUAAAUCUUUGGCGGGUCUGGUGGUUCAGCUGCUGCAGUUCCAGGAGGAUGCAUUUGGACGCAGGGUCAACAAUCCUGCUCUCACCAAGCUACCUGCCAAGUGUUUCCUGGACUUCAAGGCAGCAGGGGCCCUCUGUCACAUCCUGGGCUCUGUCUACAAGUUCAAGAGCGAGCAAGGGUGGCGCAGAUUUGACCUGCAGAACCCGUCUCGGAUGGACAGGAACGUGGAAAUGUUCUUAAAUGUGGAGAAGAACUUGGUCCAGAACAACUGCUUGACUCGUCCCACUGUGUUCCUGUCACCGGACAUUGAGCAGAAACAAGCCAGUAAGCUCAAAGACAUCAUCAAAAGGCACCAGGGCUCCAUGACUGAUGACAAGUCGAAAGCCACCCAUCACAUUUACCCCUCUCCAUCCCAGCAAGAGGAAGAGGAAUGGCUUCGUCCAGUCAUGAGGAAAGACAAACAGGUGUUGGUGCACUGGGGUCUCUCCCCUGACAGUUAUGACACCUGGGUAUCAGCCAGCGAGGUGGACGGAGAUGUGGAGGACCCACCCAGCAAUGACAGACCGUGGAAAGUCCAUGCCAAGUGGGUUUUAGACACCGAUGCCUACAAUGAGUGGAUGAAUGAGGAAGACUACGAGAUGGAUGAGAACAAGAAGCUGGUCAACUUCCGCCAGAGGAUUUUCCCUAAAGAAGAGGAGUCUUCCCGUACACCCGAUCGAAAGGAGCGCAAGGCCAACUCCGCCGGCAAGAAGAGGAGACGCUCGCCCUCGCCGCCUAGCACUCCCGCAGAAUCCCGCAAGAAGGGAGGAAAGAAGGGGAACCCCGGGCCUCACUGGAAGCGACGGGGCGGCCACAGAGGCGAGGAGGAGGACACGGAGGAGGACAUGACGAAGGACUUGGACGACUCUUCAGCCGGGGCCAGCAUGGAGGAGGGCAGCAUGUCCAAAAACGCAAAUUCAAAGAAAGACAUCGAGAACACUCCUGUGAAAGGUGGGAAUGACCUGGACGACAUGGAGGACGACUCGGUGCUGUCAGGUGGAAAGGAUGAUGAGGAGCAGGGCAAAGCUGAAAUCAACCGACUCAUUGACACAAGCGAGGACAACGUGACUGAACAGACUCAUCACAUCAUCAUCCCCAGUUACGGUGCUUGGUUUGACUACAACUGCAUCCAUGAGAUCGAGAGGAGAGCACUGCCUGAGUUCUUCAACGGAAAGAACAAGUCCAAAACUCCAGAGAUAUACCUGGCGUAUCGCAACUUCAUGAUUGACACGUAUCGGCUAAACCCUCAGGAGUACCUCACCUCCACCUCCUGUCGCAGGAACUUGACCGGAGACGUUUGUGCCAUCAUGAGAGUUCAUGCCUUCUUGGAGCAGUGGGGUUUGGUGAACUACCAGGUCGACCAUGAGAGCCGCCCCUUGCCCAUGGGCCCCCCACCCACACCUCAUUUCACCGUUCUUGCUGACACACCGUCUGGCCUCAUGCCCCUGAACCACAGACCCCCACCGGUAAGGUUCACAAGAGUCCGUGAAGGCGGAGGAACGAAAUGUUUUGUAAUGCAAUCAUCGUUGAUCAUGUGGUGGUUUUCAUUCCUCCAGAUUCCCCCUCAACAGCAGAUGCCCAACUUCAUGGAUAAAGGCAAAGACAAGGCCAUCGACCUGCAGAACUUCGGCCUUCGCUCGGACCUCUACAACAAGAAAAACAUCAAGGGAAAAGCAGCAAACUCCACCAGGGACUGGACUGAACAGGAGACUCUGCUGCUGCUGGAGGCUCUGGAGAUGUUCAAAGAUGACUGGAACAAAGUGUCUGAGCACAUCGGUUCACGCACACAGGACGAGUGUAUCCUUCACUUCCUGCGGCUGCCCAUCGAGGAUCCGUACCUGGAGAGCACCGAGGCCUCCCUGGGCCCUCUGGCAUACCAGCCCAUCCCCUUCAGCCAGUCUGGAAACCCAGUCAUGAGCACAGUAGCCUUCCUGGCCUCUGUGGUCGACCCCAGAGUGGCAUCUGCUGCUGCGAGGGCCGCUCUAGAGGAGUUCUCCCGCGUGCGUGAAGAGGUGCCGGCUGAGCUGGUGGAGGCUCACGUGAAGAAGGUGCAGGAGGCAGCCAGGAGCACAGGGAAGGUGGACCCCGCCUUUGGGCUGGAGAGCAGUGGCAUCGCUGGCACCGCCCCCGAGGAGCCAGAAAAGACCGAAACCCCAGAGCCUGAGAAGAUGGACACAGACACAGACUCCCAGCAGGCCGACAAGGCGGAGUCGAAGGACGAGGCAGAGAAGCCGAGCGAGUCGGCAGAGAAGAGCAGCGAGAAGACGGACGCCCCUGAGAAGGUGAAGAAGGAGGGAGGAGAGACUUCAGAGCGUGAGGAGGAGAGCGAGGAGAGCGGAGAAGCCAAGACAACUCCAGCAGACAAAGAGAAGGAGGAGGCGAUGGAGACGUCGUCCUCAGAUCAGGAGAAGGAGAAGGAGGAGAAGGUGACAGACGAAGGAGACGAGAAGAGGAAGAAGCUGGAGCACGACAUCGGAGAAGGAAACAUCGCCACAGCAGCCGCUGCUGCUCUGGCGUCUGCCGCCACCAAGGCCAAGCACUUGGCGGCAGUGGAAGAGAGGAAAAUCAAGUCCCUGGUGGCUCUGCUGGUGGAGACGCAGAUGAAGAAGCUGGAGAUUAAGCUGAGGCACUUCGAGGAACUUGAGACCAUCAUGGACCGAGAGAAGGAGGCUUUGGAGCUCCAGCGACAGCAGCUGCUCACCGAGCGUCAGGCCUUCCACAUGGAGCAGCUCAAGUACGCUGAGAUGAAGGCGAGGCAGCAGAUGGAGCAGCAAGCUGCUGCUCAAGCCGCUGCAGCCGCCGCCCAAGCUCAAGGACAGGGACAGGGACAGGCUCCAGGAUCUGGACCCCACUCCGGGCCCCCUCCACCAGGUAUGCACCCCGGAGGGCCCCAGCCACACCACGGAGCACCGGUGCCACACCACGGAGGGCCGCCUCCCGGUGGUGCAAUGCACACCGGUUACCCUCCAAUGGGUCACCACCCAAUGGCCCCACACCACCCAGGACAGACAGGUCCGAUGGGACCAGGCCAGCCAAUCCCAGGGCGUAUGAUGCCUGGACCCCCCUCUGCUGGCCCCUCUCCUGGGGGCAUGCCUCCCAUGAUGCCUCCUCGUCACCCUGGAGCUCCCAACGGCAUGUAUCCCGGCCCUCCAGCAGCACAGGCUGAAGCGGUAGCUCCAGUUCCUGUGGGACCUCCGGCGCCCACUAGUUCAUGAGUGACUGACGACGAAGACCUUACACCCAAACACCCACACACGUAUACACCAAAAGCACACACCUAUACACACACGCAAAACUAUCUCUGAACCUGAGCCCCCCCCCAUCUUCAUGGCCUUUGCUACUGGCUCUAUAUUUAACCCUUAAAACACCAAAACUACCAUAACGUUUGUCACUCACACACACAUACACACACACUCAGGGUUCAGCGGCAAGGGUAACCCAAUGUAACACGUGUGUACUCUCACACACACACAUGCAGACUUCCUCUCAGGGCACAGCGGGAAGGGUGGUCGAGUACUAAACACUGUUUUCUGCUCUGUUGGGUCAGAAGGAGGCUGGAGAGAGAGACUCCGUACAGACGACAAAACAAGGAGACAGAAAAGAUACACAAAACUCACAUUAACCUGUUUUCAAUUAGUUUGAGAUUACACUGUAACCCUUCCUCUUCCUCCUCCUCCUCCCAUCACAAAGGAACACACACCUUCUCACGUCUGCUGCCUCUGUUCAAGCCAAACACUGGGGGGAGCUAGUGAGACAACGAGGCAGGUCGGGCAUGAAGAGGUGUGUGUGUGAGUGCAAAGUAAUACACACGAGGCAAACUGAAUAUACACAUGAAGAUAUAAAACACACACACACACACACACACACACACACAGAGGACCCAGCCUCUUGUCUUGUCGAGUAUCUACCUCUCGCUCCUCUUUAAAUGAUACACUGUAGUUCUGUGUGUGUGUGCGUGUGCGUGUGUGUGUGGGGACAGAGGCAUGUUUGAUGGACGUUCACAUCCAGUUUGUGUCUCUUCUGUAGGACUUCUGCAUUAAUGUGAUAGUUGAGUUACAGAACGAAGACGACCUCUUCUUAAAGCUGCAGAGCAUUAGUCGUGCGUUAUUUAAUUGAUUCUACACUUUUAUACAUUAUGCAUUCUCUGAUUUAUUCAUUUCUAAAGAAGAAUGGAUCUUUUUUUUUAUAAUUGUAGCUUAAUAAAUGUGAAGUUUUCCCUCUACUUGGACCACUUUUCAAUGAAUUGAGGUAACAAGCUGUAAGUUGCAGCACAAACUUGUGAACAAAAAAUGAGGAUGUUUAUCAAACCUGUACAAAAGUUAUUCAUAUUCUCUAAAAAUGAACCCUAACCUGUCAGACAAGCUGCAUUCCUCUUACUUGACCCAAACAAAGAUGGCAGCUUGGUUUCACAUAAAGUGGAUUGAGUCUGAACCUGCAAGAUCUCUUCAGUUUUGUUCAACUUUUUGAGCAUUUUCUGACUGAAUUUAAAAAAAUCUCUUCUAUGCUCUUGAAAAUCCCAAAACCAGAAAGACUUCAGAUCAUCUUUACUUACUUUCCUAAUCUCCUGUGUGUGAUUCUUAGCCUGAGACCUGUUGAUUUUUCUCAUGAGACAUAACUCUUGAAUAUACAGUGUGAUUAAUUUUCUCACGUCACUCAAACAGAAGCAAACACUAGAUUCGUUGAGAACUAUUUUUCUCAGCGGAUUUUUAAUUAUCUGCUGCUCUGGUGAGUUUUCCAGGCAGCAGGACGUAUAUGUGCGACUCACUGAAAAUAACCGGCAGUGUUUGUGUUCAUGGUAAUGAAGGAACGUGCCACAGUGAGGCGUAUUGAUGCAUUGAAAUAGUUUUUGAGUGACAGUGGAGCUCUGAGGCACGGAGGAGGAUGGAAAUAGAUCUGAAUUUGGAGACAGAGGUUUGUUUGCAGGCUCAGUUGAUGGUUUCUUUGAACAUUAAUGCAAAAGUCUGAGAGGAUUGAACAUUAGAGGAAGAACAGUCUGCUCCAUCAUCCCUCCUUCUGCCACACACACACACACACAAACCACAGCCCUGUUACACAGCCUUGUUACACACACUCACACAGAACAGUAAGCUAAGCUGAGGCUCACACUGGAGGCUGCGUGCACACAACGACUUGGCCAGACCCUGCCACGAAGCACUGGACGACCACAUACACACACACACACACACACACACACACACACACACAUGCAUAAACAUACACGUACAUCUAAUCUCCUGCUGAUCUUCACGCAGCCUUUACAGAGAGGGAGACGCUGUGAUGCGGCUCGACUGAAACAUCCGAACAGGAAUGACGCUCCUCCUCAGCGCGUCGGGCUUCUAGAUGUUUUUUAGGUGCUGAUACUGUAGCGAAUCAAACAACACCCCCCCCUGUCCCCACAAAGACCCCUGACUUUUAACACUUCUGCUUACAAUUUCCCAACGCUUACUGCUGCCUACCUCGCUAACCCCAACACACACUCACACACGCGCAAUCUUUCAAUGGAGCCACAAGCCACGGGAAAAUUAAGCAAUAUCCUCAUUCCUGUGUGUCAGUACAUGAAAAAUACUCCAAAUAAGAAGCAGUCAGGGUUUUACAAAUUCUGUCCUGUGGUGUUGUCGGGAAGUAAAAUGUGUGUAAACACGAGGAGCAACCGCCAAAUCGUUUAUUCUCUUAGCUUAAUUCAGUUAAAAAUCACGCCGCCUCAGCAUUUUUUAAAGCAAAACAUAAAUAUUCUCACUCUGAUUUAAAAGUAUUUAAAGUUCCAGCUUCAUCAAUGUUUUUAUUUGUAGGAUAAUAAAGUGAUUAUCUUUGGAUUUUAGGUCGCCGUUUCGUCACGUCAUCAGAUUGCUUGUUUUGGUUUCAGUAGAUUCCCCCAUCAUCAUCAACACGUGACUUGAAUUAGCUCGCUACAAAUCCAGUUCAUUCACGAGCAGGUUCGCCUCAAAUUCAGGUAGUAAUCCUAAUCCAAACUUGAGUGUUUGACGUCUACAGAAACCAGAAUGCUGCAGCGGUAAUCCUGCAUCACCCUCCAAAAUAAAGCAAGCUGGUUUUAACUUCUGGACUUAGUAACGACUCUUCUCCCCCCUCCCCUUCUUGCUCGCACUGUUAGUACUUCUGCUACCUCUUCCUCGUUCAUCUGCUAGCUACCUCUUCUAGAAAUCUUCCUCUCGCUCUCUGCUACCUCUCUGCGCACCCCUUCGCUACCUCUCGUUCCCAUCUCCUUUUCUUUUCUUUACUUUUUUCUUCCUCCCGCCCACGUGACUGCUGCAUCACCGACUCCCGCCGCCCUCGUCUGUCGUUGGAAGAACACACAUAGAUCACACGUACGGUCUUUUGACGCGCCCUCCUUUUCUCAUUCAGGCUUGUUAUAAAAUAUCACUUAAAUAUGACAGGAAUCCCCUUACAUAUAUUAUCUUUAAUCGCUACUUUUUUGUGUUGAUGGUAAUGUAUUUUUAAGGAGAAGUUUUGUGUAGAUGGAAGUUAUCUCUGUUCUUUGGAAGUUUGUAGCAUUCGUUUUCCUUUUUUUAUUUUGUAUGGGGUCUGUUGGUACUUGGACCUAGACACUGUCAAAUAAACUGUGUUUUGUAUGA